Closterium sp. Naga37s-1 is the source of this 609-nucleotide messenger RNA. The record is from the annotation of a GenBank genome assembly. Lineage: Eukaryota; Viridiplantae; Streptophyta; Zygnematophyceae; Desmidiales; Closteriaceae.
AUGGACAUUUUGAAGCUAACAACUUCCGUAUGUGCUGCGUACCAGUUGAUCCAUGGAGAGCGGCUCGAGCGACAAACGGGAAUCGGCUUGACAAAGCAGAACGAGCUCUUCCUCGGGCGCUUCGCCAUGAUGGGCUUCGCUGCCGCACUGCUGGUGGAGGCCGUGUCGGGGCGCGGCUUGAUAUUCCACAUGCACGCGCACGCGGGCAUGCCUGUCACACAGUGCGACCCGCUCGCCCUCUCCCUCGCCGCGCUCUCGCUGCUCAUUGCGGUCGGCGCGUUCGGCGAUCGAGGGCGCUUCGAGGACGAGGAGCUGCCGGGGCCGGGAAGAGCACGAUGCACGAUCAAACAGGCGCUGGGUUUGCAAGAUCAAGGCCCGCUGCUGGGGAUGAGCAAGGCGAGCGAGCUGUUCGUGGCGCGGCUGGCAGAGCUGGGUUUAGCCGCCACACUGCUUGGCGAGACGCUGACGGGCCACGGCAUGUUGGCGCACCUGAACGUGCACACGGGUGUGCCGCUAACGCAGCUGCAACCCGCCCUACUCGCCCCUAUCAUGUUCCUCGUGCUUGCUGCCGCUCACCCUGGUACUGGCCGCUUCGUUAAUGAAGACUGA